UCAUUUUGAAGUAAUUUGAUCUUUUUAUAUAAAAACAUAUUGUAGAAACAAAAUUUAUAAUAAUAUCAAACAGUAUUUGUACAUAUUUUAAAGAAUUUUUCAUUAACGACUUGUAAACAGAAAUUCAACUUAACCUAAAACAAAAAAAAAAUUCAAAUUAAAAAAAUCAAUUUUUCGUGACAUUGAAAUAAUAAAAUAAAAAAUCUUCCCUAACUAAUGAGAAAAGUUAAGCUUGUAUAUUCAGAUAACAAGAAAUAACAUCAAUAUUUUAAUAAUGAGACUGCCGAAUACUGCAGUAAAAGGAUCCACAGGAAGAUAUUACACAUCUUUAUUGAUAAUUAUUCUAUUUGUUGUGUGUUUUUUAAUGUUGAUUUGUAACUGGUGGAAUUUAUCAACACAAAAUGUUGAACUACUUGGACAAAUUAAUAGACUUCAAGAACAAUUAAAUAUUGGUAUUGAUGAACGAGAUAAAUGUAAUCAAUUGCGUUCAAGCUUCGAAGAACGAAUCAAGAAAUUAGAAGAUGAGCUUGCAUUCAUGCAUGUUCAGCUCAAUAAAGAUUCCAUCCAAUCAAUACAGAAUGUGACUAAUCAAGAUGUGUGAGAUUCACGAUAUAAUUAAUCUACGUACCUGUGGUGAGACCAGCUAUGUUAUGAAUUUUUGAAAUUUUAUAUUUUCUACAUUUGAAUAAAAUUAAAAAAUAACUUUUAGUAUUAAUUAAAUAUUUAAUAAAGAUUUUAUAAUACGA
This is a messenger RNA of Chelonus insularis, 746 nucleotides long. RefSeq lists its product as uncharacterized. NCBI's taxonomy places the organism in Eukaryota, Metazoa, Arthropoda, Insecta, Hymenoptera, Braconidae. The record is from RefSeq and is a predicted model, not a curated record. The transcript is spliced from 2 exons. Bases 275 to 601 code for a protein of 108 amino acids.